AUGCCUUCUCAAAGGGAAACAACAUCCUUCUUUAAUGGUGGAGCUGGAGUAAGUAGCACUGGAUUUGAUCAAAGUUCAGGAACACUGGGAGGUUCAGGGUUUGAUUUUGGAACGGGAGGAUCAGGUGGAGUGUCAGGUUCUGAUUCAGGAUUUGGAGACUCUGGAUUUGAUUCUGGGACAGGUGGAUCAGGGGGAUUAGGACUUGAUACAGGGGCAGGUGUACCACUUCCAGGAACUGGAGGCUCAGGUUCAGAUGCAGGAUUUGGCAGCUCAGGUUUUGAUUCUGGGGUGAGUGGCUCAGGAUUUGGCUCUGGAACAGGUCUGGGACUUGAUACUGGAGCUGGAGGUUCAGGGUUGGAUACUGGUGGUGUGCCACUCCCAGGAUUUGGGGAUUCAAGUUCCAGUGCAGGAACUGGUAGCACAGGGUUUGACUCUGGAAUAGGAGGCUCAGGAACAGGACUUGGAUUUGAUACUGGAGCUGGAGGUUCAGGGUUGGAUGCUGGUGGUGUGCCACUCCCAGGAUUUGGAGAUUCGGGUUCCAGUGCAGGAACUGGUAGCACAGGGUUUGAUUCUGGAAUAGGAGGCUCAGGAACAGGACUUGGAUUUGAUACUGGAGCUGGGGGAUCAGGGUCAGAUGCUGGUGGUGUGCCACUCCCAGGAUUUGGGGAUUCAGGUUCCAGUGCAGGAGCUGGUGGCUCAGGGUUUGAUUCUGGAGCAGGAGGCUUAGGAUUUGGGGAUUCAGGUUCUAGUGCAGGAGCUGGUGGCUCAGGGUUUGAUUCUGGAGCAGGAGGCUUAGGAUUUGGGGAUUCAGGUUCCAGUGCAGGAGCUGGUGGCUCAGGGUUUGAUUCUGGAGCAGGAGGCUUAGGAUUUGGCUCAGGAACAGGACUUGGAUUUGGUACUGGAACUGGGGAAUCAGGGUCGGAUGCUGGUGGUGUGGCACUCCCAGGAUUUGGGGAUUCAGGUUCCAGUGCAGGAGCUGGUAGCACAGGGUUUGAUUCUGGAAUAGGAGGCUCAGGAACAGGAUUUGGAUUUGGUACUGGAACUGGGGGAUCAGGGUCGGAUGCUGGUGGUGUGCCACUCCCAGGAUUUGGGGAUUCAGGCUCCAGUGCAGGAGGAGCCAGUGGCUCAGGGUUUGACUCUGCAGCUGGAGGUUUUGGUAGCUCAGGAACUGAUUCUGGCGUAGGAGGAUUUGGUGGUUCAGGAUUUGAUUCUGGAGCAGGUGUGCCACUUCCAGGAACUGAUACUUCAGGCUUUGGAUCAGGGGGAUCAGACUUUGGGUCCUCAACAGGAGGCUUUGGUGGAACAGAUUUUGAUUCAAAAGAUCAGGUACUACAGGAGAAUCAGGAUUUGGAGGAAGUGGUUCAUCAGAUUCAGGAUGGAUUUGGCGGAAGCAGUUCAACAGAUUCAGGAUUUGGUGGAGGAUUUGGUGGAAGUGGUUCAUCAGAUUCAGGAUUCGGUGGAGGAUUUGGCGGAAGUGGUUCCUCAGAUUCAGGAUUUGGUGGAGGAUUUGGCGGAAGCAGUUCCUCAGAUUCAGGAUUUGGUGGAGGAUUAGGCGGAAGCAGUACAACAGAGUCAGGAUUAGGUGGAGGAUUUGGUGGAAGCAGUUCCUCAGAUUCAGGAUUUGGUGGAGGAUUUGGUGGAAGUGGUUCCUCAGAUUCAGGAUUUGGUGGAGGAUUUGGCGGAAGUGGUUCCUCAGAUUCAGGAUUUGGUGGAGGAUUUGGUGGAAGCAGUUCAACAGAUUCAGGAUUUGGUGGAGGAUUUGGUGGAAGCGGUUCCUCAGAUUCAGGAUUUGGUGGAGGAUUUGGUGGAAGCAGUUCAACAGAUUCAGGAUUUGGUGGAAGUAGCUCAUCUGGUUCAGGAUUUGGUGGAACCGGUUCAUCAGAUUCAGGAUUUGGUGCAGGAUUUGGUGGAAGCGGUUCCUCAGAUUCAGGAUUUGGUGCAGGAUUUGGUGGAAGCGGUUCAUCAGAUUCAGGAUUUGGUGGAGGAUUUGGUGGAAGUGGUUCAUCAGAUUCAGGAUUUGGUGGAGGAUUUGGCGGAAGCAGUUCAACAGAUUCAGGAUUUGGUGGAAGUAGCUCAUCUGGCUCAGGAUUUGGUGGAAGUGGUUCCUCAGAUUCAGGAUUCGGUGGAGGAUUUGGCGGAAGCAGUACAACAGAGUCUGGAUUAGGUGGAGGAUUUGGCGGAAGCAGUACAACAGAGUCUGGAUUAGGUGGAGGAUUUGGCGGAAGCGGUUCAUCAGAUUCAGGAUUUGGUGGAGGAUUUGGCGGAAGCAGUUCAACAGAUUCAGGAUUUGGUGGAAGUAGCUCAUCUGGUUCAGGAUUUGGUGGAAGCGGUUCAUCGGAUUCAGGAUUUGGUGGAGGAUUUGGUGGAAGCAGUUCAACAGAUUCAGGAUUUGGUGGAAGUAGCUCCAUGGUUUCAGGAUUUGGUGGAAGCGGUUUAUCAGAUUCAGGAUUUGGUGGAGGAUUUGGCGGAAGCAGUUCAACAGGUUCAGGAUUUGGUGGAAGUGGUUCAUCAGAUUCAGGAUUUGGUGGAGGAUUUGGUGGAGGCAGUUCCUCAGAUUCCGGAUUUGGUGGAAUUUGGUGUACGGGAUUUGGGGCGGGGUUCGGAGACAGUACUUCAGGAUUUGGCACCACUUUUGGUGGCAGUAGCUCCGGAGAUUCAGGAUCUAGUGGGUUAGGUGGGUCUGACUUUGGCAGUGGGUUUGGUAGUGGAUCGGGGUUUGACAGCGGAUUUGGGGGAAGUAGCUCUUCAAGUUCUGGAUUUGGCAGCUCCUCUGGCUCAGGGUUUGAUAGUGGAUUUGGAGGCGGCAGUUCAGGGUUUGGGGGAAGUGGCUCAGAAGGAUCAGGGUUUGGUGGAGGAUUUGGAGACAGUAGUUCAGGAAGUUCGGGGUUUGAUGGGGGGUUUGGAAGUUUUGGUGGGGGAAGCUCGAACACAGGGGUCCCUUUACCUGGAAUAAGUGCCGGGUUUAGCUCAAAAGAUGGACUAUCAGCAAAUGAGGCUGGCUCUGACUCGGGUACAAGUUCCCCUGGGAGUACUAUUCCUGAAGUACCGUUGCAAGGGCCACCAUUUCCAUCAGAUGUAUCGGCUGACACAGGGAAUGCCAUAAAUGGAAAGGCUUCUGAUCAACCCAAAAAUACUAGUGUCUUUCCGUUUUUUGAGCAAGGCCCACCUGAGCUUGUCUCCGAACAAGCUGCAGGUGGGCGUAAUCUCCCACUUGACCCCAUAGUGAGUGAAAGUAACUCAGACACAAACACUAAAGUCGAAAUCCCCCCCAACGAUCUUGAAAUCACUAACAACGAAAUUCAUGGCGAUACACCAACUACAACUGAAGCCCAAGAUGUAGUGAAAGUCUAUUACGAUAUUUAUGGAAUCAAAAUGCUCAAAGAUGAUGCAGCUUUUCCAGGGAGAAGGUCACCUACUCCAGCAAAUUUAGAGCUUCCAGAGGCAUAA
Messenger RNA from Macrobrachium nipponense, 3447 nucleotides. RefSeq lists its product as uncharacterized. The transcript is spliced from 5 exons. The record is from RefSeq and is a predicted model, not a curated record. Bases 1 to 3447 code for a protein of 1148 amino acids. Lineage: Eukaryota; Metazoa; Arthropoda; Malacostraca; Decapoda; Palaemonidae.